Pieris napi is the source of this 2803-nucleotide messenger RNA. RefSeq names its product serum response factor homolog (gene bs). Bases 153 to 1331 code for a protein of 392 amino acids. The record is from RefSeq and is a predicted model, not a curated record. NCBI's taxonomy places the organism in Eukaryota, Metazoa, Arthropoda, Insecta, Lepidoptera, Pieridae. Gene Ontology annotation, biological process: positive regulation of transcription by RNA polymerase II. The transcript is spliced from 7 exons. Gene Ontology annotation, molecular function: protein dimerization activity; DNA-binding transcription factor activity, RNA polymerase II-specific; RNA polymerase II cis-regulatory region sequence-specific DNA binding.
CUGUGCGAAGUCAGUUGCGGUCCGAGCGGCCAAGUCGUCAGUCCCGCCCUCGGUUCUUUCGCGUUUUCGGUCAGUCUCCGUUCGACGUUCGAACGGUGAAGUGUGUAUUGCGCGUGCGCGCACCGGUUACUGUGGCGUAUUGCGAGGUUAUUAUGGACGCGCCCGGCGGAGCGCGGGAGUCCCGCUUCGGGCUUUACGGUAAUGGUAUGGGAAUCCUAGGGGAAGUGCCUGAUAUGUAUGGUGCUGGCCGCCCUCCGAGUUCCCUUGGCGGUCUGAGGCCUGGCAUGCAACCCUGUCCAGUGCCAAGAACCGGCGUGAAGCGGCCAUCUGACCAGUGUUAUGAUGAGAGGCCUUCUCAAAGUCUUAGUUUGGAGCACUGUGGGAUGCCAGAUAUAGCAGAUGACGGCUAUGCAUCUCUCCAACCAAAAAAAUCUCCUCCUUCUAAUGGGAAGAAGACCAAGGGGCGCGUUAAGAUUAAAAUGGAAUACAUAGACAACAAAUUACGGCGGUACACAACUUUCUCUAAGCGGAAGACUGGCAUCAUGAAGAAGGCUUACGAACUGUCAACACUAACGGGAACACAAGUGAUGUUAUUGGUUGCGUCAGAAACCGGACAUGUGUACACAUUUGCUACGCGGAAACUUCAACCGAUGAUCACAUCAGAUUCGGGAAAGCGGCUCAUACAGACCUGCUUAAAUUCACCCGACCCUCCCACGACGAGCGAGCAGAGAAUGGCAUCCACGGGCUACGAGGAGACCGAGCUAACGUAUAAUGUCGUCGACGACGAUAUGAAGGUCCUGGCUGAUGAUUUGAAGAAGAAGUACAAUAAGGAAGAACCAGCGACUUCUGGCGACAGCGGGGAUGAGAGCGGUAGCGAACCUGACUUUAUGUACAAUCCCCAACAGAACCACAAGGAUUUUAAUUGCGAUAACGAAUCAGUUUCAAAUAAAAGGGAAUCCGAAAACCAGCCGUCUACAUCAUCAGCAAACCAGGAGGAAAGCAAGUCAAGUCAACCGUCACUACCCCGACUACUCCCAAAGAUAGAUCUACCAGGGGGCGCCAUGUUGUACCCCUCAGGGGUCCUAGCUGGCCUGGAAGGUUUGGGGACCAAUUUGGGACUUGGAAAUUUGGCUAUGGGAUAUCCGCCUAGCUUUAUUUUAGGUUUAGCUAAUCAAGGGCAAGAAAAUGCAUCAUCAUCCAACCAGCCACAGUUCAUCACGAUACCACUUUCGAUGGCUGUAGCAGCUGGUGCAGGCGCUCCGAACGGCGCCGGCGCAUCUAGCGACGACAGCAGUGAACUACAGGAUCUUAGUACGGGCAUACGGAAAUGAUUAUAGUCCCGAGAAGAUUUCAUAAUAUCCUCUUAACCGAUAACGUAUAUAAUGUACCAAAGUACUCGUAGAUACGAUUAAGUUCCUUAAAGCUCAUUAUUUUGAAGGUGUGCAUUCAUUUAUAAUCCAUAUAGAUUGUUACAAGAAUUACGUAAUUACCAAAUAUUGCUGUUUAUUCGUUAUAUCAAAUACUCAUGAACGUACUUCAAGCCUUUUGUAUCACUUUACAAUUAAAUAAAUGAGACAACACUUUGAUUCAAAUACGUUUUUGAAUAGACAUAAUAUUUAAACUGUUUUAUGAUAUUGGCAAAAAUUGAGAUAUUUGUGUUAUAUAUAAUUUAAUUCCUAUAAUUUUCUUAUUAGUUAUUGAUAUUUUCCUCGGUUAUAUAUGUUUGUUUUCAUUUAAUGAGAUAGAAUGUCACGUUUAUUCAAUAUAUACUUCCCUAUUUUGUAUGCGGAAACACAGCGUCCAACUUCAUGGCCCAUGAUCCGUCGAGCAUAUUUAAUUAAAUAAAAAUUGUUUUCAAUAAUACACUUGUUUUGCGUGUACAGCCUAGAGUAAGCCCGAUAGGAUAACAGUUUUUGAUAUGUAUCCAGGAUGUAAUUAAUAUUAGCGGUACAAGGACACUCGUCGUGAAUUUGGCGUCACCUUUGUAUAGUACGCCGUAUGAUUAGUAUAAGUGUUAACUAUUUUCAGAAAUACGUGUAUUUUUGUACUAAACUGUGUAAAAUUUGUUGUCCUCUUAUUUAUUACCACGCCUUGUAUUCUUUUCGUAUCCCAAGUGUAUUUAUCCGUUGAUUUAAGUGAAUCAAUCUAAUGUAAUACAAUCUAGUGUAAAACAAGCGAAAUAUACAUACUUAAUUAGUGUCAGCAUAAGCUUCUUUACGUUUUGACAGUUUUCUAUUGCCUAAGUAAUGACAGUUACCAUAAAGUUAGAGACAUAGAGAACACACUAACACAAGCUAUACUUAAAUAAAAAGUUAACGUAAUAGAAAAAGAUUUGAUAUCCAAAAGCAUCACUUCAAACUACUAUAGAAUUGUAUUCGUAAAUACUAUAUAUAGUAAUAUACUACGCGUAUAUACCACACACAUGAAUAAUGUUGCUGGUUUAAGUAUUCGAAAACUUGAACCGAAUGUUUGAAACUGUAGCAAAGUUAGCUAAAGGUAUAAUAGAACUGGAAUCUAUCGAACAAAAAUGCAAAAAGUACCAAGCGGCUAUGUUCGACACAAUUCUUAUUUUUCAGUUUUAUAGUUUCAUGUUUAGGUUCUUAAGUUGCAAAGCAUUUAUUAUUUAAUUUUGUGUCCCUUGCAUGAAUUUUAACAAAUGUUGAUAUUGUAUGUAAAAUGUCGACUUGAUUUAAUUGUAUUACUUAAUUAGUUUUAUUUUAGGCGGGAAAUUCGUAGACUAAGAACUGUCGAGUUUGGUUUGUGUAUUAAAUGUUCCUUUUCACUUAAUAAAAGUUAUAAAAUA